Molecule: messenger RNA, 3864 nt
Organism: Salmo salar (Atlantic salmon)
Lineage: Eukaryota; Metazoa; Chordata; Actinopteri; Salmoniformes; Salmonidae
Product: myosin light chain kinase 3
Biological process (GO): intracellular signal transduction; protein phosphorylation; positive regulation of apoptotic process
Cellular component (GO): nucleus
Molecular function (GO): protein serine/threonine kinase activity; ATP binding
Source: RefSeq, a predicted model, not a curated record
GAGGUAGAGAGAGAGGGAGGGGGGGAGACAAGUGGAAAGAUAAGAUAGCGAAGAGUUGGUGUUUAUUUAAGUAGUGUCAUGUCCCUGGCACAUACAGACAACAGGGUCCGGCAGACCUGCCUGUAUGGGAGAGGAACAACAACACCUCGGGAGCUUCAACUAAAAUAGAUCCAAUGCAGCUUGGAGCAAGGUGGAUUAGCAAGGCUUCCUUUGUCUCACCUGACACUUGUUCCCUGCUGUGUGGAAUUUCUUGGAACUAUGAGUAAACCGGAGACAUUGGCCACCUGCAUUGCCAAGAUGUACGAGGGGGGUAAAUUGGACAAUGCUGGGGCCCCUUCUGGAGCAAUGAAAAAGCCAACUAACAGCCUGCUGAACAGCCUGGGAGGCAUGGAGGUCAAGCUGAAUCAGCUCGAGGUGAAGGUGGAGCAGAUAGCCUGCAGCCAGACAGAGGUCCUCAGGAGGCUGGACAUGGUGUGCCAGGGCAUGGGGACGCUGGAGAAGGACCUGGCCCAGCUCAGAAAAGACAGGGACAGGGGCUCUCGUGGAGGUGGAGGGGACCCUUCCUUGUUCUCGGAGGUCAAGGUACUGUGUGGGGAGACCGUGGCGCUGCUGAAGAACCUGCAGCAGGAGGGUAAAUGGCAACGAGAAAAGAUUGAGGGAAUAGAGAGCUCGGUUUCGGCCAUGGACAAGCUCUGGGGAUAUGUGGGGGAAGUCUUCCGAAGCUCCAAGAUAGUGGAGUUCAUCUUGAAAGGUAUCGUACCCUGGAGGAAACAGGGCCUACUGUACAUCCAAGAGGAGGAGGAGAAAACGAAAUUAGAAGAUAGCAGCAUAAAGCCUAAAGUCACUCUUUGUGACCAGGGGACUCAGGUCCAGGAGGAGGGCUUACAAAUCGCCACAGGUGACCAGCCGGUGCUAGAGCUCCCUGUAAAGGAAGUGAAGGCCACAGACCAUGGAGUGGAAGUCCCAAAUUCUCCUGAGCAUGAUCCCUGCGGGUUAUCAGAAGCUCUCACAGAGGGCCCUGCAGUCGACGAGGCCUUAUUCCCAUCUACCAAUAGUGAUUGGGGUAGUAAAGGCUCUCGCAAGCCCAAAGAGGUCACCUUAAAGAGCAGAGAGCCCACCAGAGUCCAGACCUUCGCCUCUGAUGUGGUCGUAGCUCAGGUGGAGGUCACCAUCGAAGUGCUUUCUGAGCUGAGGAGGACUCCUGAUGUGACCUUGAUUUCGGUGGGCAGUGAGUUAGACAGUCAGUACAUCAAAGUCAAGGAGACAGAGGUUCCACAAGAUCCAGAACCCACUGCAUCUCAGCCACCUACCUCCACCACUGAGGAGCAACCGCUGGAGCAACCGCCGGAGCAACCGUCGGGGCAACCCCCGGAGAAAGCCGCUGAAAGUCUCCCUCUUCCUUCCAAGGAGGACACUCUCCCUGAAGAGGACUUUACAAAGGCUGCGGUCAGUCCUCAGGAGCCAGUUAUCAUUGUAACACCACCAACCCCGUACAGCAGUGCGCUAACAAGCCCACUGGAUGUGGUCACCAAACCGGAGCCAGAGCCAGUAACGAUGGUCCCUCAGGUCCAGUCUGAGCCUGUGGCGGCCACAGAGCAGCACAAACCUGUUCCACCUCAACCAGAGUCUGAGACAGUGAAAGACUCUGCAGAACCAGUUAUCCCUCAGCCAACUCCCUCUUUAGUUGUUAAAAACCCUACAGCAACUGCACAGGGGGUAGCCCUGGAUGCACAACAAUUGGUCAUAGAUGACUGCCCACCGUUGCCCGCUCCCUUUGAGCACCGCAUUGUGAGUGCCAAGCAAGUCCCGAUGGGCUCUUAUUACGCUGUAAAGCCUAACGAGGUUCUCGGAGGGGGACGUUUUGGGCAGGUCCAUAAGUGUGCAGAACUGUCGUCGGGCCUAAUCCUCGCUGCGAAGUUGAUCAAAGUAAAGGGAAUGAGGGAGAGGGAGGAAGUGAAGAAUGAAAUAGGAGUGAUGAACCAACUUAACCAUGUGAAUCUGAUUCAGCUUUAUGAUGCCUUUGAGUCACGGACAAAUCUUACGCUUAUUAUGGAGUAUGUGGACGGUGGCGAGUUGUUUGAACGGAUCGUUGACGAGAACUACCAGCUGACAGAGCUGGAUGCCAUCGUGUUUAUGAGACAGAUCUGUGAGGGGGUACAGUACCUCCAUCAGCAAUACAUUCUCCAUUUAGACCUCAAGCCAGAGAACAUUCUUUGUGUCAACUCCACAGGGAACCAGAUCAAGAUAAUAGACUUUGGUCUGGCCAGAAAGUACAGACCCAGAGAGAAACUAAAGGUCAAUUUUGGCACCCCAGAAUUUCUGGCUCCUGAGGUGGUCAACUAUGACUUUGUCUCAUUCCCAACGGACAUGUGGAGUGUGGGAGUCAUUACUUAUAUGCUUCUGAGUGGACUGUCUCCAUUCCUGGGGGACAAUGAUGCAGAGACUAUGAACAACAUCCUUCACGCCAACUGGGAUUUUGAUUCAGAGGCAUUCGAGAAUGUCACAGAGGAAGCUAAGGACUUUGUUACCAGACUGCUGAUUCCAACUAAAUGCAGUCGACUCAGUGCAACUGGCUGCAUGAAGCAUGCCUGGCUGAACAAUCUGGAGGAUAAAGCCAAAUUGCACCAGGUGCGGCUCAAGUCCCAAGUCAAGCUCCAGCGCUACCUGGCCGCUCAUAAACAGUGGAAGAAACACUUCUAUGUGGUUGCUGCAGCCAACAGGCUGAAGAGGUUUCGCCAGAAUCAUCCCAUAAACACUGUAUAGCAUUGAGAAGACUGCUGUCAAAGACUGAGUAGUUGUGCCUCGCGUGUAUUGCUGUCGUGCUGCACCUCCAUGGCAGGCAUUCCUGCCAUUUAUGCUAGUUGGACUGAGGCAACUGAACAGGACAUGAUCUGCAACAGUGUCUGGCAUUGGUAUGCAAAUUGCAAUGAUGGACAUUUAUUGAAAUGUACUGUAGUAUUCUACUCACUUUUUAUACAGUACAGUGCACAACUUUGUGCAGUCUUCCUGUGGGUGAUGUUAGUGAUUACUAAAUUAUCCGGGGCUCACAGUGCGCUUCAAGCAGGUUGCCUACUACUUACUUAGGUGUAAUUGUUUAUUUAAUGACAAAUCUUACUGACUUAUGUUUGAACUGCUUUACUGAAUGUACAUGAAGUUGACAUCACAAUGACACAUUAUUCGCAAGGCUUUCUUUUUUUUGGGUUUAUUGAAUAUGGUAAGUGAAUCUUCACAAUCACACAGAUGACCUUGUCUGGUCAAUCUUUCCUUCUAUGAAGGCUUUGAAUGUGCCACUUGUUUGCAUGCUACACAACCUGACUGUAUAGUGUUCCCAUAUAGCAUUAUUUUGUGACAGUGUCCCCACCUCCACUUGAACUCAGCAAGAAUAACUCAAUAUGACUAUAAAUGUUAAUUUAUUAAAAUAAGUGAAGCCACAAAAGGACACUGACUUUUACUAUUGGCAAUAGUCCAACACCCAUAAACACAAAAAUGGUUACAAUGGUUUUUCCCGCCAUUCAUUUUUCACAUCGUGAAUUUGACAAAUUCUAAUUAAUUUUGUGUUCAGUGUAGGUUUACCUUCGCAUGCCAUUUUGAUAGCUGUGCAAUUCUCUCGGACAACGUGAAUUUUAAUCAAUAUAUUUGCCUCAAUUUUCUCAAAUUCGCAAUGCUAAUUAUUGAUAUGUUACCUUGUCCGAGAGAGAUUUGUGCGGUUAUGAAAACGUCACGCCGGUGUAAACCUAGACGAAACACACAACUUAUAUUAAGUAUUUCUAAAAUCCCAGAUGGAAAAAUGAAAAACAAUUAGAACCAUUUGACUCAUACUGUGGUACUCAAUGUGGUCUGUCUAAAUAAAAACUGUUGAUAAUG